AUGACUUUCCUUCCAAAGUGGUUAGCUUUUCUGAAAGGCAAAGAGGUURUUAUUGCUAAUGCGAUAAUUGCAAUACUGACAAUUGGUGGUCAGCAACUUUUCUCUUUUUUCACAUUCAGCUGUCCCUGUCAUGUUGGACAGAACCUUAUCUAUGGGCUGGCUUUCCUGGGAGUGCCUGCACUGAUCCUUCUGAUUGUUGGUUAUGCUCUGAACAACCAGACUUGGAGGCUGGUUACAGGCAAGAAGUCUCAUUUUGAGAAGGUGACYUCAUCAAACCAGUUGCUGAAAUGCAAACUGGUCUGCUUUGUCCUGUGCAGCAUCACUGGGAGGGCACUGGUUGCUCCAGUAACGUGGCUUGCAGUCACCCUGAUCAAUGGCUCAUAUUAUGUCUGUGCCAUGAGUGAGUAUGUCCCUGUGUACUAUUAUGGAGCUGAUCCCAAUGUCACCGCUAGUGAACGCAGUAGGAUAUUGGCUACAUUUCCCUGCAGUCAGUUGGUUCCUCCAGAGCUGAGCCGGGCAAGGGAUGAAGUGAUUCUCCUGCUCCGAUACCAGUCACAGGUGGCUGGCUGGCUUCUGAUUGCUGUGGUAGUCAUCACUGUCUUCCUUUCUUACUGCCUGGCAAGCUGCUUCUCCCCACUCAGCUUUCUACAUUUCAGAUACUGGAGCAGCUAUGUCCACAAUGAGCAGGAGCUCUUCGAUGAAGCAACAGAGCAGCACUCCAGGCUCUAUGCCAGGCAGCAUGUAAGGAAGUUCUUUGGCUUUGUCCCAGGAAGUGAAAAUGUAAAGGAAAUUCGUAUCCCAUCUCUCAGAGAGUGGCAAGCCAUCUCUGGACUGGCCUUUCUAAAACGAGUGGAUGAGGAGCACUAUGAUUACAGCCUCCUCCAUGACUGGGCACUCAAGGAGUGUGCAAAUGGAAAAUAUCUGAGGAUUGAWGAAGACUCUGGAAUCAUAACACAGCUCUGAAGAUCCAAGCCCCCACAAUACCCUGCAGAAAAGCAGAAACUUGUCUAGCUCUGUAUCAGACCUGAGCUGCUCUGGAACUUUCCAUUACAGUAUUACAUUGGUAUAUAAAGUAUGUGAAAAAGYGCAUCUUGUUAAUGUAGUCCUUUAGCACAUGCUUACAGAUGCCCUCACUGAUGGCAUUUUGACACUUGGGAUGUGGUGAWCUAUGUCUAGAUUAGGGUGGGCUGUCUCAAGCUUUAUCUCUCUGCUUUCUAAUAGUUGUGCUAGAAGUAUAUG
Malurus melanocephalus (red-backed fairy wren) is the source of this 1239-nucleotide messenger RNA. RefSeq names its product calcium homeostasis modulator family member 4 (gene CALHM4). Gene Ontology annotation, molecular function: monoatomic cation channel activity. NCBI's taxonomy places the organism in Eukaryota, Metazoa, Chordata, Aves, Passeriformes, Maluridae. The transcript has 2 exons. Bases 1 to 963 code for a protein of 320 amino acids. The record is from RefSeq and is a predicted model, not a curated record.